AUGGCGAGCGCAAAUCUACCAAAAAGCUUGGUGGAAGACAUCUUGUCAAGGCUUCCCGUGAAAUCUCUGAAGCGAUUCACUCUUGAUCUCAAUCGGGAAACCCCUUUUUUCAAUGAUGACAUGCAGGAACUGAACAUAUUGGGUGCCUGCAUCAACGGGGUAAUUUGCCUCUACGAUCGUCCCUUUCUGAUUUCUAAUCAACAUCCCAAUGAUGAUCUCUACCGCAUAGCCUUAUGGAAUCCAGAAAUCAGAGAAUUCAAGGUCCUUCCCACACGUCAUGUUCAUUGUCCAUCUCACGUGGACCACACAUAUGAAGGUUUUGGAUUUGGUUAUGAUCACAAAUCUAACGACUACAAGGUGGUUAGAAUCGUCUCGUUUUGGGAUGAUUCAAUUGUAGGACCAGACCGUUCUCCUCUAGUUGAGGUUUACACACUAAGUACUGAUUCUUGGAGGCAGAUUGACACCGUUUUAGAUGCUUCAAUCUUAAGCGAUCCUUGUAAAUCUGAAAUAUACUUGAAUGGAGCUUAUCAUUGUGCAGAAGAGACUGUGACGGCAAAAAACUUUGAUAUAUGGAUGAUGUAUGAAUAUGGGGUCAAGGAGUCUUGGAUCAAACAAUUUGUGGUUUUGUAUAACUUUGGUUCUGGAGAAACUAAGAAUCUUGAUGUUAGGGGGCUUCCAGACUCGUUUCAUGCAUUGCAGACUAUGACUUAUGUGGAGAGUCUAGUUUCAAUCACAAAUAGAAUUGUGUUUCAGAAUUAG
This is a messenger RNA of Quercus lobata, 759 nucleotides long. RefSeq names its product F-box/kelch-repeat protein At3g23880-like. Lineage: Eukaryota; Viridiplantae; Streptophyta; Magnoliopsida; Fagales; Fagaceae. The transcript has 4 exons. The record is from RefSeq and is a predicted model, not a curated record. Bases 1 to 759 code for a protein of 252 amino acids.